Molecule: messenger RNA, 1591 nt
Organism: Andrographis paniculata
Lineage: Eukaryota; Viridiplantae; Streptophyta; Magnoliopsida; Lamiales; Acanthaceae
Exons: 2
Coding region: 55-1137 (360 amino acids)
Molecular function (GO): nucleotide binding
Source: RefSeq, a predicted model, not a curated record
CCCACCAAAGUAUAUUUAUCUUCUGGACUACUCCUUCACACACACCAAACGACAAUGGCAGCGCCGCCGAUCAACAUCGGGAUCGUCGGCUGCGCCGACAUAUCCCGCAAAAUCUCCCGCGCAAUAACCCUCUCCCCCAACUCCACAAUCUGCGCCGUCGGCAGCCGCUCCGCCGAAAAGGCCGCCCGAUUCGCCGCCGACAACGGCCUCCCGGAUUCCACCAAGAUACACCCCUCCUACGACGCCGUUUUGGACGACCCUGACGUCGACGCCGUCUACAUGCCGCUCCCGACCGGCCUACAUAUAAAAUGGGCCGUCGCGGCGGCCCGCCGGAAAAAGCACCUCCUGCUGGAGAAGCCCCUUGGCCUGAAUGUCAGGGAGGUCGACACCAUCCUCGAGGCCUGCGAAUCCAAUGGCGUCCAGAUCAUGGACGGCACCAUGUGGAUGCACAAUCCCCGAACGACGAAGAUGAAGGAGUUCCUAUCCGAUCCUUCUGAAUUCGGAAACCUCAAAUCUGUCCACAGCUGCUUCACCUUCGCCGCAGACGAAGACUAUCUGAAGAACAACAUCCGCGUGAAGCCCGAUCUCGACGGCCUCGGCGCUCUCGGCGACGCAGGAUGGUACUGCAUAAGGUCGAUUCUAUGGGCGGUGGACUUCGACCUCCCCAAAACGGUCCUCGCCUUGCGCGGCGCGGUUUUCAACGCCGCCGGCGUGAUCUUAUCCUGCAGCGCCGCCCUGAGUUGGGAGGACGGCAAGGUCGCGACCUUUCACUGCUCCUUCCUCGCCAAUUUGACAAUGGACAUGACGGUGAUUGGAACGAAGGGCACUCUGCACCUCCAUGACUUCAUCAUUCCGUUCGAGGAGGCGAAGGCGUCGUUUUCGGCGUCGGUGGAGCCGGAGUUCAACGAUCUGGUGACGGGAUGGGCGCGUGGGCCGCGCGUAGUGACUGUGGCGACGGAGCUUCCGCAGGAGGCUCUGAUGGUGAGGGAGUUCUGCAGAUUGGUGCAGAGGAUUAAAUAUGAAGGCGGCCGGCCGGAGAAGAAGUGGCCGAGUAUCAGUAGGAAGACGCACCUGAUUCUGGAUGCAGUGAAGGCGUCCAUUGAGAGUGGGUACCAAACUGUCCACGUCGCCGGAUAGAUCGAUGCCGCCGGUGGACUUGUCGUUUUCCGGCCAUGGGACACCAGAUUCGUCGUUUUCGUUUGGUCCAGCACAUCUGUUUCUUUUUUUUUUUUUCAUCUAAAAUAAUUAAAUCGAACCUAAAUUUUUUUAUUUAACUAGUAAAUUAUAACAUAAAUUCAAGACUAUAUUUAUUUUUACAUAUUUAAAAUUUUUAAUUUUAUUUACAAUAAUAUAUAUCUUUAAAUAAAAUGUUGUACUCCAUCAAUUUUUUUUGUUAUUUUAAAUUUUUUUACAAAAUGUUUCGCGUAAAUCCAAACAUCCUGUUAAAUUGGGCUGUUAACUAUAAUGGAGCCUGUAUCGGUUAAGGACAAGAAUCUCUCUAUAUAUAUAUAGAGAUCGAGAUCAGUUUUGAGUCAUUUCUUUACCAUGUGUAUUAAAAAAGUGCAGCGUGGUUUUGCAUUCUGAAAUAUCA